Diabrotica virgifera virgifera (western corn rootworm) is the source of this 5508-nucleotide messenger RNA. Its product is annotated as protein bowel-like. Gene Ontology annotation, biological process: regulation of transcription by RNA polymerase II; embryonic pattern specification; embryo development. The coding region runs from base 262 to 2136 and encodes 624 amino acids. The record is from RefSeq and is a predicted model, not a curated record. Gene Ontology annotation, molecular function: RNA polymerase II transcription regulatory region sequence-specific DNA binding; DNA-binding transcription factor activity, RNA polymerase II-specific. The transcript is spliced from 7 exons. Gene Ontology annotation, cellular component: nucleus. Lineage: Eukaryota; Metazoa; Arthropoda; Insecta; Coleoptera; Chrysomelidae.
UUACUCUUUUAGUUCGUCUUGUAGUUGUAGUGAGCACUGGCGUUGUUCAGUUAUUCUCUACCUGUUUGCUCCCGUUUAGGUUUUUAUCUAUUUAUUGCACUUGCAGGCCAUUGUUACCCUUCGAAAAGGGAUUAUGCACCUGUGUACGGUAGCUUUGUGUUCUGUGGUUUUCGGUGUGCAAACUUUUUAAGACAAUUCGUUUCGCGUUUAUGUACAAUGGAACUGGACGCUUUGACUUGAUGUAGUUUCAAAUAGAUUACUAUGCCUGAAACAGCAACCAGUUCUCCCGUCGAGGAGCGCCCUCUGUCGCUGGCUCGCCACGACUUCUCGCUGCCUUCUUCGGGAAGCAGCAAUCGAUCCUCUUCCGCCAGCCGAUAUGAAGGCCAGCUCGGAUACCAGCAAGUCCCAUUGCAAAGCACCAUGAGCCACCACAGGGAAAGUUCCGCUUUCGUGCCGGUCGUCCCUUCACGAAACAUGCACCAAAUGAUGUACUCGGGCGAAAUGCAUCCCUUACUCGGAUCGGAACUAAUUCGGGAAAGCAGAGAUAGAUCAGAAGGUAAAUCUGCAGAAGGCAGUGCUGCUGCAUCUGGUUUUCCGAGUGUUCGGAAAACCUCGUCGUCUGGAUUUGAUUUAAUGGCUAUCAUGGCAGAUAAACGUAAAGAACUACAAUUUCGAGAAGAAGCAGUAUGUGUAGCAGCAGCACAUGCUGCUGCUCUAAUGCUUCCUCACCGGCCUAGACCCCCUGCUGGUUUGCUGGAAGCAUCUGGUAGUGCGCAGAACCACUCGUAUCCCGGAUUUUUACCUACGUCACCUGCCGGUCCGGCAUCUUUUACUUUUCCUGGAGGUAGCACUUUGUUCCCUCCAGGGCCUCCGCAGAUGCAUGCUCACUUAGACAGGAGGCUGUUGCGCGCUCCCGGUCGUGCUUCGCGGCCUAAAAAACAAUUUAUUUGCAAAUAUUGUAAUAGACAGUUUACUAAGAGUUACAAUUUGUUGAUUCACGAACGUACUCACACCGACGAACGGCCGUAUUCUUGUGAUAUUUGUGGUAAAGCAUUCAGAAGACAGGAUCACUUGAGAGAUCACAGAUACAUCCACAGUAAAGAAAAACCCUUCAAAUGCGGGGAGUGCGGUAAAGGUUUCUGCCAGUCGCGUACACUGGCCGUUCACAAAAUUCUCCACAUGGAAGAGUCUCCCCAUAAGUGUCCUGUGUGUAGCCGCUCCUUCAACCAACGAUCCAAUUUGAAAACUCAUCUGCUUACUCAUACUGACCAUAAGCCUUAUGAGUGUAAUUCCUGCGGCAAAGUUUUCCGCAGGAACUGUGACCUCAGGCGGCACGCACUGACACAUGCGGUGGGCGAUGUUCCUCCUGACGGAAUGGGAGAUGGGUAUAUACCAGGGCCCGACGAACGAGAAAAGAUGUCCCCACGACCAAGAAGUUUAUCUGUAGAUUCUAGAGACGAGAGAGAAAUGCGAGCUUGUUCCCCAGUUCCUGGAAUAACUCAAUGCCACGAGCCUUGUUCAUCGUCGAGCCCUUACACGAUGAGACCGUCCAUAGAUAGAAGCCAUCCUGAUACAGACGAUGAAGAUUUGGAUGAAGAUCCAGAAAUAGAUCCAGGUCAAGAAGACUGUUCCGAAAUAUUGAAAGAAGCAGACUUAGAAUCUCAUCAUACUCCGAUGCCGCAAUUACAAAUUAGACGUGAUCUACACCAUCCUCCUCAUUCAAAACCAAGUACUAUUACAAGCGAACAAAUAGAACCAAAUUACUUGCACUCGUCUUCCAGGAAACGGCACUUUGAUCAAGACAGACCAAGUUCAUCGUUCACACACAGCUCCAUGCGACCAAUGACCCCACCAAUGAACCUCCGAGCAUACCACCCGGGCAUCAGAGGAAACCCCGGCAUUAUCAUGGGCUCACCAGCAGUGCUGAAGCCUCCCGAUACCGGCACGUCAGUCAUCUUCGGACCAGGAAUGUCCGGCAUUCCAAAGUCGAUUCCAGAGCCAAGCUCAAACGCCAAUAACAACGUAGCCAGCGACUUGAGCAUGAAGAAGAGCGAAGCUCCGCCUCAACCGCCGCCUCCACAGAAUCCGCCUCCACGGAUGACAGGGUUUACUAUAGCCGAUAUAAUGGGUAGAUAGUUUUUAUGGAUAAGAAUACAUGUUUAAGAUGAAUAUACAGUAAAUUGGUAAACUUAAACAUCUAAUUAUUUGUGAUUUGUCGGAUUUAUACAAUAUCCCAGGCAACCAAACGACGUUUUUAUAACGUAGAUAACACGUAAUAAAAAUGUCCAAUUGACGUGUUUCUAUGACGUAGUACUAACGUUGAAAAUCACGUGUUUUUGUCUCAUCGAUUUGACGUCAUAAUUGUGACAAUUAUAAAACGUAAUCGUAUCUACGUUUUUUUCACGUCGAGAUUGUGACGAUUUUCAAACGUCAAAAAGAUGACGACCUUUAUACGUGGGUAAAAUCACGUCUUUAAUAAAUUCAAAAAGUGACCUCUUUCAGAUGUUUCAAAAUAGUAUAAAAGAUAGGUAACAUGAAACCUAUAUGACUACGUCUCAUGUGUCGAAGAUAUACUACCACUUGUUUAAGAUCGCUUGUGCGCUAGAAGCAACAUUGAUUCUGCAUGAUUGAACCAGCCCUCACAUUAUAGAAUUUUCACUAGUUAUAUAUACCUAUUUUUUUUUUCAUACUUACUGUGUCAAAACUGAAACAACAUAUAUAUGAAACUAAUAAAUAAUUUAUUAACAAAUUAUCCAGCAUACUUAAUAUCUUAAUUUAACGCUGUCCUGAUAUCUUCAUUUAACGCUUAAUUAAAAACAAAUAAACCACAAAUAGUUGUCAAGAAGAAUUACUGCAUUAAACUAACUCACUGAGCAAAAACGCAUAAAAAUCUCUUAAUUAACACGUUUCUUCAACUAAAUAUCUAAAUGAAAAGUCUUAUUUUGUUCACACAAGACACAGACCGCGUAAACAAUAAAUGAGAAAAAAUUUCUGGUGAACAUUUAGCGUUACACCUAAACGAAAUUGUUUGGAGUGAAUACAAACAAGCAAGCUCCUCCCAAUUUUGUGACGUCAGACGGCUGUCUGAAAUUAAAACGUUUUUGAAACGUAAUUUUAACGUCAUUAAUCUUACGUAUUUAAAAUCACCUACAAACGACGUCUAUAUGACGGAAUGUUCAAACACGUGUUAUAUUCAACCAAAAACUGACGUUUUCUCAACUUUAUAUGACGUCACUUGGUUGCCUGGGAUAUACCUCUUCUAUAAUUAUGUCUUCCAGUUCUUGGAUAGUCUGUGGCCUAUGUACCUACACUUUGCAUUUUAAAUGUCCCCAUAAAAAAUAAUCUAGAGGUGUUAAAUCCGGAGAUUUUGCUGGUCAUUCGACAUCUCCUCUUCCAAUCCAACGAUUUGGAAAUUAUUAUCGAGAAACUUACAAACGCCUCGAAUAUAACGAGGAGCUGCUCCAUCUUGCUGAAACCAAAUUUACCUAUUCAGGAGAUGAGGAUUUAUAUCAUCAUUAAAGCCUGGCUAAUUCUGGAAUUAACUACAAUUCUAAAAAUGACUAGUAUUCUUUACAUGUUAUGAUUCUAUUCCUAAAAUUAGGUCCAAGCAAGUUUCGUUAUAUAAUUAUUAUUAUAUUAUUGUAGAUCUUACCGAUUUACAUUUUUCGAACAAAAUGAUACUAUUUUGUUGUCAGUUGGAUACAAUAUAAUUUUUUUUAUGCCUGAGAAAAGUUGUAAAUGAUCCCAAAAGGUUUAACAUGUUCCAUAUAACCUGAAAGUAUUUGGAUUUUUUAGUUUACCUCUUUACUGAUUUUAGUAGAGUAAUAUUGUUUUCCUGUUAUUGUAAUUUCGGUACAAAAAGGCAAAUACAGGAUGUUAUACAAUUUUUUGUAAAUAAUCAAUUGUUAUAUCUAUGUUAUGUAUGAUAUUUUAAGAAUGAUAGUUUUUACGAAGUAUGAUUUUUUUUAAUUUAAUUUAAAUAACACUUGUAAUUCAAGUUUUGAUAAAAAAAUCACAAAACUCGAUUAAAUCGUAUUUUAUGAAAAGGUGGUAUAGUGUUGCCCUCUAUUGACAAACGGCAAAAGGAUAUGUCUUCUUUUGUUGUGUAUAGAUGUCGACAUUUGCAAAACUGACUUCUUUCUAAAUUUAUGUAAAAAUUUUUGCACCACAAAUCGUGUUUGUUUUUGGACUUCUUUCAAUUCAUGAAACAAAUCUUCAACAAAAAGAAUAAAAAUAUGUUGGAUUGGGGGAACAUUUAGAAAUAUUUAUUAUGACAGUUUUUAAAUGCUUUUAUUUCAAUAAAUCUAGAAAAAUGUAAAUCAAGCCAAAAUAGGUUGUUGAACGCCUCAGUUUUUUUUCCAAAACUUUUGUUACAGGUGUUAUCAUUUUAUAUAGUUUCAAGCAGCAUAGGAGUUAGAUAAUUCAAAUAAGACAUUUAGGUAGGUACUUAAAAUACACGUUUUUUAUAUGCACUAUUUAUUUACAACUUAUAUUUACCUGCAUAACUGUUUGUUAAGAUGUAUUCACCAACAAGUAUCAUCACCAUCAACAACAGCCAUUUCAUCUAUGGUCGGAUGUAAGCCUCCCUUAGGUAUGUCCAUUCUGUUCAUUCUCAUUCUGUGUCCGUGUGUCCGUCUGUUCUUUUGUUUUUUGCAUCCAUUCGUACUCGUAGGCAGUCAUUCACUUGAUAUCAUCAGUCCAUCUGGUUCGUGGUCUGCCUCUACUUCUCUUAUUUGCUCUUGUACUUAGACUAACUCUAUAAAUAAAAAAAUUCGACUUCUAAUAAGCAAACCGUAGAUAUAAAUAUAUUCUAGAAUUCUAGAAGUCAUCAAAAGAUCAACGUUUCUCGGGUAGGUACCUAUUUACCUACCUAGUAGGUGAUAAUUUACAAACCUAUCACCGGCACAUCUUUAACUUUAGAUUUCGUAACUAUGGAUUUUUACGGGGUUGGGUACUAAACCCCAACGCCAAACCUCCUUUUCGGAGGGCCUUCGGCUUAUAUUGGAACGAAGGAUCCUGACAGCAAUAUUCGGUGGCAUCUGUGAAAAUGGUAUUUGGAGGAGGAGGUACAACUACGAGGUAUACCACAGAUAUAAACAUAUAUUUGGUGGUAAAGACGUAGUAUCUCUUAUAAGAAAUUAAAGACUAAGAUAAGCAGGACAUCUAGCAAGAUCACAGCAUAACAACCCUCCUAGAGGAAUUCUUAUGUCACAACCUGUGAGAAGUAGAAAUAGGGGUAGGCCAAAACUUAGAUGGAAGGAUAUGGUGUAGAUGAGGAUGGGAGAAAAAUAGGCGCAGCAAACUGGCAACGGUUGGCAAUGGAUAGGACUGACUGGCGUAAUAGACUUGGGAAAGUCGAGGCUCUUUCAUAGGGCUGUAGUACCAUUGAUGAUGAUGAUCACCGGCACAAAUUUCGGGAAUCUCUGGGCUUCGAUCACAAGCAUGUCUUACACUUCACUGUUUCUCGAAUGUACACAUGUUGUAGGUAGCCCUUAGUUUGGUGGUUGG